UGUUGCUGGUGCAGGGGCUACAACUACUUUUGGAUGGUGUAAUUAAUUAUUUGCCGUGUCCAAUUGAAGCUAGUAAUUAUACUCUUGACCAAUCUAAGCACGGGGAAAAGCAUACCCUUGUGGCAUUGUCUAUCACAAUGAAGAGGGAGUAUGGUCAAGUAACAUAUCUAAGAAUCUACGAGGGCGUCAUUCGGAAGGGGGAUUUUAUUACAAACGUUAACACUGACAAGACGUUUGAGGUUCCUCAUUUGUUUCGGAAGUGUAAUGAUGUGUUUAAGGUAAUUGAAGAGGCUAAUGCUGGGGAAAUAGUUGCUGUCUUUAAUGCACCAGGCUUUACUGAUGGGUUAGUAAGUUAUACAAUGACUUCCAUUGAUGUUUCUGAGUCGGUCUCAAGAGAUUCUGACGUGCAAGGUAAAGGCGAUGCGUAUUUACCAUUUGUCAAGGUUUAUGGAGGCAAAGGACGAUUGGUAUUGAUGAAAAGUAUCUCUGGAUUACUCAAACGUUAAAUUACACUGUCCUGUAAUAAUUGCCCAAAAAGAUUUUUACUUUUGGUUUCCUAUGUAACUUUAGUUAUCUCCCAUCUAAUUAAUAAGGAGGCCUAAUUUAUGGAGAUAAGGCUUGACUGUUGCUUUAGAGAGAGAAAUAAUAAAUAGUUAAGGAAUAUAAAGAAUACUCGAGGCAUCCUCUCA
This is a messenger RNA of Medicago truncatula (barrel medic), 689 nucleotides long. RefSeq names its product elongation factor G, mitochondrial. Gene Ontology annotation, cellular component: mitochondrion. Gene Ontology annotation, biological process: mitochondrial translational elongation. Bases 138 to 506 code for a protein of 122 amino acids. The record is from RefSeq and is a predicted model, not a curated record. Gene Ontology annotation, molecular function: GTPase activity; translation elongation factor activity; GTP binding. NCBI's taxonomy places the organism in Eukaryota, Viridiplantae, Streptophyta, Magnoliopsida, Fabales, Fabaceae. The transcript is spliced from 7 exons.